AUGUUGAUCUCCUCAAAGAUAUAUGCUGCUGAAAUCACCAACAUCAGCUUCCGCGGCAUGGCUACUAUCACUACAGAAGUCAUGAAGUUCGUGGGAUACUUGACGGUAGCGGCGACUGCAACUGACUUAUCAUGGUACAAGAUGGCCAUGAUCAACGUUAUUCUGUUAGUUAUAUACGGCAUCAGUGUGUGGCUGGUACUGCCCGAGACUCCCGCAUUCCUCACCGUGCAGAACAAGGAGGCCGAGGCACGCAGAGUUCUAAGGGUAGUCAGAGGUCCGAAAGCUGACGUGGAUGCAGAGUUGUCGCUUCUAAAACUCCGCAAUGAACGGGAAGACGGCAGCUCGGGAUACACUGCCUUGAUUAAAAAAGAUACUCGUAUGUUGAACAAAAUGGUGCCACUGUUUGUACUGAUUUUCUUACGGGCAUUCUGUGGCUCAGAUGUCAUUAUAUCGUACACAACACGCAUGCUGAAAGACCUCGGCGUCACAAUGGACCACAACCUGAGCACCCUCAUCAUCUCCUCGGUGAGUCUGAGUGGCGUCAUUCUCUCGGGCAGCGUGGUGGACCGCGUGGGACGCCGCUUGUGUUUGAUAGUGUCCCUUGUGUUCAUGGCUACUGGCUACGCUAUGCUGGGAUUCUAUACUUACUUUCUACCGCCUGCACCAUUGCCCGGACAUGAGCCUGACAUCAGACUGUUACCUUCGCUGGACGACAGCGCGACGGUCUCCUAUCUACCUGAGGCACCAAGUGGUGGCGAAGUGGAAAACCGGUUGUUUCCUGUGUUUUGCUUCAAUGGGAUCGCCUUCGCCAAUGCUGCCGGCUUGAGUUCCUUACCAUUACUGAUAGCGGUGGAGUAUUUCCCCACAAGCAUCAGGGCACAGGGGCUGAGCGUGUGUCUGUUAUGGCUGAAUUUCAUAACCAUCGCCGCCCUUCAACUCUACAGCACAAUGGUGGAAGUGCUUACGCUGGCGGGACUCUACUGGCACUAUGCACUCCUCUCUGCUGCAGCGAUACUACAUGUCAUGUUCUUCAUUCGGGAAACCAAUCAGCAGGACAUUGGCUAA
Molecule: messenger RNA, 1065 nt
Organism: Scylla paramamosain (green mud crab)
Lineage: Eukaryota; Metazoa; Arthropoda; Malacostraca; Decapoda; Portunidae
Product: facilitated trehalose transporter Tret1-2 homolog
Exons: 3
Coding region: 1-1065 (354 amino acids)
Biological process (GO): transmembrane transport
Cellular component (GO): membrane
Molecular function (GO): transmembrane transporter activity
Source: RefSeq, a predicted model, not a curated record